Messenger RNA from Nematocida minor, 807 nucleotides. RefSeq lists its product as uncharacterized. The transcript has a single exon. The record is from RefSeq and is a predicted model, not a curated record. NCBI's taxonomy places the organism in Eukaryota, Fungi, Microsporidia. Bases 1 to 807 code for a protein of 268 amino acids.
AUGGGAAUAGGACAAAAAGUGCUUGAAGAGCUGUCUAGCGGAAAUAGCUUUUACGACAGACUGAACAGACACACGGAUGAAAUAGAAGGGAUAGAAGAGCAGCUAGAAAUGGGAGUGAUGCCAUCGAUCUUCAGACUACACUCGAAAAGCUCAGCUAUAACUCCCAAGAGCCCGGAAGAGUAUUUAGAAAUUCUUUCUCUUAUAGACAUAAAGAAAGCACAGCCCAAGGUUCUUAAAGAAAUAGUAGAUAGAGUGCUAGGGUAUCCCACAUCCUACUACAGCGUGAAAAGAAAAGUAGUUGAAGAAGUAAGAAUCAGAAGCAUGGAGUACAUUCAUAAAAACAAAAAGCUAGAAUGCUCUCUGUUCAGGGCACACAUACAGAUACUCUCUCGCUGCACCAAUGCAUAUUUUGCAGACGUGAUUAAACCGAUUUGCGAAGAAGGAAUGACAAAUACUGUCUCUCUAAUAAUCAGCAGAGUGCUGAUGAAAAGCACGCCAGAAAGAGUUUAUAUGGAAGAGAUGCUCCUAAGCAUCCUUGCCCUGCAGAGAACACAUUCAGUGUACACGCUACUUACAGCAAUACUCAUAAAAAACAUCCAAUUUAAACAAGAAACAGUCGAUGUUGUGUACGAAUAUAUACUAGACGGGCCAGAGAUAGCAGAGCAAAGAUUCUUAGCAUGGAACAAAGUGGUGCUUAUAUUCAUAAGAAACUACAAGAAACAGGUGGAUCUCCAGCCAAUAAAAGAGAUGUACGCAGAGACGGUGUCUCCUAUAGAGAAAGAAAUAGAAAAAGAGCUAUUAAGUUAA